Bombina bombina (fire-bellied toad) is the source of this 1633-nucleotide messenger RNA. RefSeq names its product cholinergic receptor muscarinic 4 (gene CHRM4). The transcript is spliced from 3 exons. Gene Ontology annotation, biological process: regulation of locomotion; chemical synaptic transmission; adenylate cyclase-inhibiting G protein-coupled acetylcholine receptor signaling pathway. The coding region runs from base 65 to 1633 and encodes 522 amino acids. The record is from RefSeq and is a predicted model, not a curated record. Gene Ontology annotation, cellular component: synapse; plasma membrane; dendrite. Gene Ontology annotation, molecular function: G protein-coupled serotonin receptor activity; G protein-coupled acetylcholine receptor activity. Lineage: Eukaryota; Metazoa; Chordata; Amphibia; Anura; Bombinatoridae.
UCCGGGGACAUGUGGAGAUGUCAGGGCAAGUACUGAGACUGGAGCUGCUGGACUAGAGGGCACAAUGAUUUCCGAGGAGGGGACUCUCCCCUGGGAAAAUACAGGUUUCCAAAAGCUAGAACAAGAGAUGUUUAAACUGCCUGACUUUUUCUACAAUCCCUCUAACCCUAACUGGACAAUGAAAAUGGAAAAUGACACAUGGGACAACAUGACAGGCACUGGCAACCAGUCUUCUAGCAGCACAAAGAUUGCUCCUGGCCAGUACCAGACCAUGGAGAUGAUCUUUAUUGCCACUGUAACUGGAUCCCUUAGCCUGGUCACCGUAGUGGGAAAUAUCUUGGUUAUGCUUUCUAUCAAGGUCAACCGACAAUUACAAACAGUAAAUAACUAUUUCCUAUUCAGUUUGGCGUGUGCUGAUCUCAUCAUCGGAGUGUUCUCCAUGAAUCUCUACUCACUUUACAUUAUUAAGGGAUACUGGCCACUUGGCAAAGUUGUGUGUGACCUCUGGUUGGCCCUAGAUUAUGUGGUCAGUAAUGCCUCUGUCAUGAACCUUCUCAUCAUCAGCUUUGAUCGUUAUUUCUGUGUUACAAAACCACUAACCUACCCAGCUCGUAGAACAACCAAGAUGGCUGGACUAAUGAUUGCUGCUGCCUGGUUACUCUCCUUUGCACUCUGGGCUCCUGCCAUCCUUUUCUGGCAGUUCAUUGUUGGUAAGAGGACAGUUCCAGAUGGGGAAUGCUACAUCCAGUUCCUUACCAACCCUGCUGUAACAUUUGGUACUGCCAUUGCUGCCUUCUACCUUCCUGUGGUCAUUAUGACCAUUCUCUACAUACACGUUUCAUUGGCCAGCAGAAGCAGAGUCCGCAGGCAUUGUCCAGACAUCAAGCCAGAGAAGAAAUCAAAGCCAAUCAGUUCUCUGAAGAGCCCUCUAAUAAAGCAACCCAAAAACCUACCCAAGCAAGACACAAGGGAAGAAGGGGAAAAUGGAGUAAAGAAUGGUAAGAUUGAGAAGUCAUUGACCAAUCUGCAGACAGUGGAAGAAAAAGAAACCUCCAAUGAGUCUAGUUCUGCCAGCAUUACCCAUAACCCACCAGAAAAGCAGUCAUUAAGUGAGCCAUCUUCAGGUGUGGUAUUGGCUCCUACCCAGGCUGCACAACCAACAAUCCCAAGGAUCAAUACAACUUCAAAGUGGUCCAAAAUUAAGAUUGUCACAAAGCAAACUGGCAAUGAGUGUGUGACAGCAAUUGAGAUAGUGCCUGAUUCCGCUUUACAACAGGACCCAUUACAGCAAGACACACGCCCAGUCAAUGUGGCAAGAAAGUUUGCCAGCAUUGCACGUAACCAAGUAAGGAAAAAAAGGCAAAUGGCAGCAAGGGAAAAGAAAGUUACCAGGACCAUCUUUGCUAUUUUGUUAGCUUUCAUCAUCACAUGGACACCGUAUAACGUCAUGGUGCUUAUUAACACAUUUUGUCAGACCUGCAUUCCUGAAACAGUCUGGUAUAUUGGAUACUGGCUUUGUUAUGUCAACAGCACUGUAAACCCUGCGUGUUAUGCCCUGUGUAAUGCAACCUUUAAAAAGACUUUUAAACACCUCCUUAUGUGCCAGUACAAGAACAUUGGUAUGGCUAGAUAG